AUGUUGAAACAUCUCAUCAUUAUCCUUUCACUUAUUCAAGUCAUCCAUUGUUUAUCUACGCGAAGCAAUAUCUGGUGGAGUCGACGUAAUGAUAAUUCUGAACGAGAAUGUAAUAUUGACUUUGAAAAUAAAAAUCCAUCUCUUGAAGGAAAAAUUUGUGGUUAUUGUUUUGUCAAAUGUCAACAACAAUUUGCUGCUUGUUUAUUAGCACAAAUGAAUCAAGUAGUAGGUGGAGCACUUGAUUUUUGUGAAAAUAUGUCGAACAAAUGUGAAGCUACUUGUUUAAGUGACAAACGAACCGGUCGAAUUGCUGUAGCAAAUUGGCCAAAAGUUGUUACAAUCUUACAACAAUUCAAUCCUAAUUCAGCAACAGAUGAUGAGAAAAAACGUUAA
Adineta steineri is the source of this 393-nucleotide messenger RNA. NCBI's taxonomy places the organism in Eukaryota, Metazoa, Rotifera, Eurotatoria, Adinetida, Adinetidae. The record is from the annotation of a GenBank genome assembly.